AAAAUUGGUUCCUCAAUUAUUAUAUCUGGGCAUAUUUGAUUGUGCUAAGCAUCAAAGUCAAGAAGGAAGGCUGUUUGGCUUACACUUUUUGCACCCCAUCGCUUAAGCAGCAGAAGAAAUGAAAAUGAAGACAGUAAUUUCCUUGUUAUGGAAUAUGAAAUGGCAAGAUUUGCACGAGGUAGAGGUCGGCGCGGUGGAAGGGGCCGUGGGCGUGGUAAUAUUGAAGGAGUUCGUGAUAAUUUUGCAGUGGUGUCAUCUGUAAAUAUUAAUCCACCACAUAAACCUACACUUGAUCAAGCAUCUCAGCCACUAGUACAAUCAACAGGGAUUCCUGAAGAAACUCAGUGGACUUCUCCAGACUUAAGGAGCCCUGAAACAAGUCAAAGACCAUUGUCGGGGUCACAAUUAUCAGGGAAUAUGGAAGGAAGUGUACAUCCCUCUUCAGAGAACUUAAAUAGCGGUGAAGUUUCUUGCAGAAAAACUAAGAAAGGCAGGGGAAAAUAUAGAUCCCUACACUUGGAUAUGAAAACUCAGCGCGGUAGCAAAAUCAAAGUUCACAUUCCGGAUGACAUUGAUAGAGCUGUAGGUCCCGGGGCUAGAGAUAUUGUCAAUUAUUGUGGCUUGAUCAUGAGGAGCACUAUCUCUUUAAGAGAUGGUGAUUGGGCAACAAUUUUUGCAAAAGAUGGAGAAACAAUGUGGCUGAAAGUGAAGGAGAAAUUUGAAGUUGGUGGUGGUAAGGGAGAGCAUGUGUUGCAAAGUUUUGUGGCCAGCACUAUGAAAAGGCUUUUCAGAACGUGGAAGACUCGGUUGCAUGCUGAGUAUUUGCGUUAUAAUACUGAUGAAGAGAGACUGUCCCAUCCGCCGAAAGAUGUUGUGCGUGAGGAUUGGGAAUUUCUGAUACAAUAUUUUGGAAGUGAGGAAUUCAAGGCUAAAAGCGAGAGAAAUAAAAUAAACAGGAAAAAGCAAACAACAAAGCAUUCAUGUGGGUCAAAGUCUUUUGCAGAAGUAGAGGAAUCCACGAGAGAUCGUCUUACUGGAGAAAAGGCACCACCAGAUCGUGUCUGGGAGCUCCAACAUACACGUAAGAAUGAUAAAGGAGAACUGUUGUGGUCAGAUGAACAAUCUCAACGAGUUUACGGCCAGAUCCAGGAACUUGUGGCUCAACAACAAUAUGAACAAAACGAGAAUCCAAAGACUGGAGAUGAGAUUUUAGCUGCUAUACUUGGUGAGAGAACAGGCUAUGUUCGGGGAAAAGGUUAUGGAAAGAAGCCUCUCAAAAAGAGCCGCAUGCAACUUGUAAACUUUAGAUCUAACUUUUCUUCUGCAAUAGAAAGUGUGCGUCAAGAGAUGCAAGCUGAAAUGGAUCGAAAGUUGGAAGAGGAACGUGAACAAAUGCGAGCUGAAAUGGACAAAAGAUUUGAAGCUCAGAUGCAAGAGGAGCGUAGACAAAUGCGAAUAGAAAUAGACAAAAGGAUCCAAGAUCAGAUGGUGGCUACUUUAAUGGUCAGAAUGCAACAGACCUAGGCAAAAAUAUGACUCAUGGAGGAAAAUGAUUCAUGGUCAAGGUUCUUCACCUUCUUCAACUGCCCGUGUUAACAAAGGCAAAAAGCAAAAAAGCCCCGAAGUCAGUUGGGGCGUCAAGUGUAAGCGUUAGUAGAUCAUCGAGGUUUAAUGAACAAAUGUGCAAUUUAAAGGACAGAGUUAGUUCCAACACCGGGCAUUGGCUGUGGACCUAGCAAUAACCUUGUUCAGCAUUCUGGCUCAGUUGAUAUAUUAGGUGUUUAUUAGUAAUAUAUAUGUUAUCUAGCUUUGGUUAUCCAGAUCCUUGACGUUUUGCUUUUGUACCUUUCUUAAGCCAUUUUGUGCUUCUUUCUCAGUAAAUUGCAUGUCCGUGUAUAAGUACAUAUUCAAUCAAUUUUAAUUCCAGGCUUUUGCAAGCAAAGCAUAAAA
Messenger RNA from Lycium ferocissimum, 1950 nucleotides. RefSeq lists its product as uncharacterized. Bases 148 to 1524 code for a protein of 458 amino acids. The record is from RefSeq and is a predicted model, not a curated record. The transcript is spliced from 10 exons. Lineage: Eukaryota; Viridiplantae; Streptophyta; Magnoliopsida; Solanales; Solanaceae.